This is a messenger RNA of Branchiostoma floridae (Florida lancelet), 952 nucleotides long. Its product is annotated as leucine-rich repeat-containing protein 74B-like. Bases 446 to 952 code for a protein of 168 amino acids. The record is from RefSeq and is a predicted model, not a curated record. Gene Ontology annotation, molecular function: protein binding. Lineage: Eukaryota; Metazoa; Chordata; Leptocardii; Amphioxiformes; Branchiostomatidae. The transcript is spliced from 4 exons.
GUAUCUUCCUGAUUUUACGUUGAAUGUGUCAUAAAUAAUCUAUAGCCGGGAGCGGAUUUCGUUGUUUGGGGAUUUAUGUGGACCGUUGGCGAAGGCUUCUGGAAUACUACACCGUUGAAUCAGCGUCUCCUAAUCGAAGGCGAGUGCCAGAAGUGCACGUUUAUAUGCACCUGUCUUGAAGAGCCGACCACCUGCCCAGUGUUUAGUCUCAAAACUUCCUGAUCACACAAACAAAACUGCAUCGUGUCUCCAGACUUAUGCAAAGAUCCUCUUGUCGUAAACAGUUUACCACCGAUUUACGGACGUUUCAAAUGCGUCCAGAGCCUGACUUGGUCUCAGUCAGACUAGAUAAUGUGUCGUGUGUACGAAUGAUGUUCAACGAAGAGGACAUGUUGGAAGUGUUUAUUUGAUGACUGCCGUCGGAAGGGCGUAACGUACAUACACCAUGGCCACACCGGACUUCGAUAAUGACAUGGGAGACUCGGACGACUACGAAACGGACCUGGAAUUAGAAGAACCUGAGGCCGUGGUUCAGGAAUACGACCCUGUGAGUGAGAUGACAAGACUGUACCGGUCAGUGUGCAGAAGGACAGGGGUGGUGCCGGCCUCCACGUUUCUGCGCCAGAUAACGGCAAGGGAGCUCAACAUGGACCACUACGGGCUGGGUCCUACAGGGACGAAGUGUAUCGCAACAGCCCUCACGAUCAACACCUUCAUAGAGAGGCUGAGUCUGGAGGAUAACUGGAUGACAGGCGAGGGGGCGGAGUACAUGGCGGACAUGCUGAAGGAAAACCCCAGCAUCACAGACAUAAACCUUGCCAACAACAGACUCGGUACAGAAGGAGCGGAGGCGAUGGGAGACAUGUUGGUGGAGAACGGGUCUCUCAGGAGAGUCAACCUGGCAGGUAAGGCUGCACUUACUUGGCUGCACUUGUUGGCUACAAAAUAUUGA